AUGGUCCAAAAAAAUAAUCAAGGGGAAUUAGAUGAUAAUAGUAAUGCAACCAGUAUUCCAAUUCCACUAGAUCCUCUUGAAAAACCUGAACCUAAUAAUUCAAAUAUACAAACAAUUGAGUCGAAUAAUCAAGAUAACAAAGAUCAAACAAUUGAACUGAAUAAUCAAGAUAAUAAAGAUCUGAAUAAGCAAAAUAUACUAAUUAUUGAACAAAGUGAUCAAGAUGCUACAAAUUUAAUUAAUCAUGAUUUUCAAACCCAUACACCAUUAUCAAAUAUUCAAAUUAACUCUAUUUCUUCAACUAAUUCUA
Racocetra persica is the source of this 310-nucleotide messenger RNA. The record is from the annotation of a GenBank genome assembly. NCBI's taxonomy places the organism in Eukaryota, Fungi, Glomeromycota, Glomeromycetes, Diversisporales, Gigasporaceae.